GGCUUCAUCGGUUGAUUUGCCUAUCUCAAUAGUUGACCAGCUUCAUCUGUUGAUUUUGGUUGUUUCAGUUUGGGUAUACGGAUGAGAGCACAAGUACAAGUAUGGAAUCUACACCACUCUCCCAGAUGCCACAACAGCAGAAGAAGAGGGGAAAUAAAUCCGAGAAGAACAAGUUGCAAUGCGAGAAAUACUGUCGUCUCUAUCGCAACAAGUUUCGUGACAUUCCGUACUUGACUUCCGUAGAGUUAUUGUUGGAUCAGUGCGCUAGAAACACUAGCACGAGCAAUGUCACUCUCGUGGAUGUACGGACGGAGGAGGAGCGACAAGUCUCCAUGAUUAAAGGAGCCAUUUCUGUUGAAGAGUUUCACAGAUUGCAAGCCACGGCAGAUACCGGUACUAUAUCUUCAUGCAAUGACAAGGAAGAACAAAUAGUUGUUACGUACUGCACCAUUGGUUAUCGUUCCGGGCUCGAGGCACGACGACUCGGUUUACUGUAUCCUCAUUUGAAGGACCAAAUUUACAGUCUCGAUGGUAUAGUCGCCUUUACGCAUGCCUUGGGAAGCACUCUGACGACGAAUCAACAGUCGUCAGAGGAAGAACCAGAAGAAGAAGAAGAAGAAGAAACAACCACCUGUCGCAAUGACACGACGAAGAAACCUCAUCAUUGGAAUCUGAUCCAUCCAGGAACGGGGGCACCAACCACUCAAGUGCACACGUUUGGUUGGAUUUGGGGAUGCGUGGAUGAGGAGCACUUUUCACACACACAUUUCUCACUACCCGCAUUGCUAAUCCGCCUGUUGCAAGUCACGAUUGCCAUUAUCACCUGCUUUUGUCUUCGAAUAAAACACUUUUGUCUUCCUCCUCCUCCAAGACGACAACAUUUGGACCAAGCGUUGAAAGCAGAGUAAAUUGGUUCCGUCCUUUUUUAUAUUGACUACCGUACAGGCAAACCAUCCAUAAUCAAGGAAAUGGCUUUGGUGUGUUGUCGUCGGAGCUCUAGCUAGCUAGCAACACACACAAAAGGAUUCUCCCCCAACGCGUCUUUGUCAGCUAGGUAGUCGUGGGUGGCUCCUUGCAUGGGUCGCCACUGCAGAAACGAGCAAAGAGUGUUCGUUGGGAGGUUCGUGAUGGCUCAGUAACGUUGCUUCAGGCGAUUAUUAUUGUGUUUUUAAAACGGGUAUACUGUGAUGUUCCGAAGAGUAACUUCCCCUUCAUUGCUCAGUACGGUACUGUGCAAUUUGGGGAACUGCAGCCGUGUACGGAUAUGGUUCUUCAUCACGGACUGAGUAUACCGUAGGUCAACAUUCUGCCGGAAACGAUGAUGGAUGAUUUCCUAAGUUAUCUAUCAUACCCUAAUCUAGCAGGAGAAGAAUCGUGGCAGAGGAGACCAUUGUGCCGCAGCAGAGGGCACGCCUUGAUGCUCAGCUCAAUCGAGAAAAGAUGGGUCCAAUGCCCUCGGGGCCAAAACUUCAUGCCACCAACAAUGUCUCGGCCAUCGUUCCCUCGACUAAAGUGACCCUUUAC
This is a messenger RNA of Seminavis robusta, 1524 nucleotides long. NCBI's taxonomy places the organism in Eukaryota, Bacillariophyta, Bacillariophyceae, Naviculales, Naviculaceae. The record is from the annotation of a GenBank genome assembly.